Molecule: messenger RNA, 573 nt
Organism: Entrophospora sp. SA101
Lineage: Eukaryota; Fungi; Glomeromycota; Glomeromycetes; Entrophosporales; Entrophosporaceae
Source: the annotation of a GenBank genome assembly
AUGUCAAUUAUUGAUGAUUUAUUACAAACAUUAACAUUGUUAGAAGAUAUGGCAAAAAAUAGAGAAAGAGAUUUAGAUAAAUUGGAGACAAAUUUUACCGAUUUUAUAAAUUCUUUAUCUUCUACUAGUAGUCGUGUACAAGAACAACAUGAUCGAAAUCAUUUAGAAUAUCAAACUGAAAUUUUUCAAAAAGUAUUCAACUCAUCACUGGAUUUUAUCAAAUAUAAUCAAUUGAAACAUGAAAGAUUGAUAACAAAUAAAAUAAAGAAAUACAAAAAAGUAAUUUCGAUAAAAUUACCGGUAAUUUUAUUGAAUUUGAAAAUAUCAAAACAAUUUUGGAAAAUACAAUCAAGCAUUCUUCAAUCACACAUUUAUAUAUUGAAACCAUUGGUGGUGGAUGAUAAUAAUGACGACAAUAAUGGUAUAGAAAAGAAGAAAAAGAUACUUAAAUUAUCAAAUGAUUUUGUAGUUGAUGGGAUUAUAGAGAAAUGGGCAGAAGAACAAAAAUCUUGCAAAGAAUGUUGUCAGAUACUGAAUGAUAGUGUCGCUAGAAAUAUUUUACUUGUUUUGUAA